Molecule: messenger RNA, 1082 nt
Organism: Drosophila subpulchrella
Lineage: Eukaryota; Metazoa; Arthropoda; Insecta; Diptera; Drosophilidae
Gene: Cks30A
Product: cyclin-dependent kinases regulatory subunit
Exons: 2
Coding region: 280-504 (74 amino acids)
Biological process (GO): regulation of mitotic cell cycle
Cellular component (GO): cyclin-dependent protein kinase holoenzyme complex; SCF ubiquitin ligase complex
Molecular function (GO): histone binding; cyclin-dependent protein serine/threonine kinase activator activity; ubiquitin binding
Source: RefSeq, a predicted model, not a curated record
CAUCUCUAACCGCGUCACUUUUUAUUUUAAAAAUUGCAAACCAAACGUAAAUUUGAGCAUUCAAACGUAACCCAAUUGUGAUAAAAACCAAGAAGCGCAGGCCAAAGAAGCAUUUGCAGAGAUAAUCGAGUGAGCAGCAUCCGUUGGCAGUUGGAAGUUUCGAGAUUCGAGGAAGCCGCCUUCGCCGGUCCAAAAAAGAGACGCCGAAUUCCGCAGCGCGCACUCCGCAUUCGCAACCGCAUUCCUGAGCAAUUCCAGGAAACACCAGGUGCCGGCACGAUGAGCAAGGAUAUUUACUACUCGGACAAGUACUACGACGAGCAGUUCGAGUACAGACAUGUGGUUUUGCCCAAGGAACUGGUCAAAAUGGUGCCCAAGACCCAUCUGAUGACGGAGGCCGAGUGGCGAUCCAUUGGCGUCCAGCAGUCGCGCGGGUGGAUCCACUACAUGAUCCACAAACCGGAGCCCCACAUCCUGCUCUUUCGGCGCCCCAAAACGGAUUAGCCGUAGCAGAUACUACGCAUACACACUUCUAUAGCACAUAGCACAUAGCACAUACCUAUAUAUCCGGCAGCUGCUGCCGAUAAUUUGUAUUUUGUAUUGGCGGCGGUGGUGGUUGCUGCGGAACAACCAACUGUUGCACAAACAUCAACAACAACAACAACAACAUCAUUAUCAUCAUAGGUACUCAUUACGUACGAAUCCCUCUAGAAACUACUAGUACUUCUUAUGCCGUGUGCUUUGUAAUACUCUUAUUUUACCAUGUUUGCCCCGCUAUCAACAUCCUUACCUCCUACCUAUAGAUAUAGCACCUAGAGCUAAAGCUAAGAUUGCCAUUUUCAUACACCUCAGGCCUGGGAGAGAGCACUGAGGUGGUAUUCCUGAAUCAUUCCCUGAACUCCCACACAUUUUACCAUGUUUUAUGUUGCCAUUUCGAAACGGAGGCGAAAAUAAGAAUUUUGCUCACUUUUUAUAAGUUUUAAUGAAAUCUGAUUUGUGAUCUUGAAAUUCUUAAUCAAUAAUACAUAUACACAUAAUAUAAUGAACUUAAAAUAAAUAUGUUUAAUGUAUUGAGAAGCUUG